AUUCAAUUAUGAUUGGUCUAUUAUAGAUGCAUAUGCUUUAAUGUGAAAGAUAAUUUUUUGUUUUUAAGACAAAUAAUGAACCAAUAACACUAAAAUCAGACCAACAAUCAUUAGUAAACGAUUACGCAUCGAUUAGACCUUUUUUUUUUAAUGAGAUUUUUUCCAGCUAAUUUAACACUAAUUUUUCUUUUUUAAUUUAAAAAAAAAUUAAGAGCUAACAAACGUUGUAAUUAGGCCAACAAACUAUUAAAAAAAAAAUUUUUUAAAGUCGAAGUUGAUCGGCUAAGUUCCUGGAGCUGUGAGAAACUGAGAUCAUAACCAUAAACUUAUCGUUCACUCAUGUCAUCAGACAUGGCGGCGUCCGUGGCGGUGAAGGAUGUGAAUACGUAUCUCAACCAAAAACAAAAUGUUUCCGAUAAGGAACUGGCUGCGGAAUGGGCUCAGCUCGAGGAGCUGUACAGCAAGAGGCUUUGGCAUCAGCUGACGCUGAAAUUGGAGACGUUUGUGAAGAAUCCGACUCUCAACAGGGAGAAUCUUGUGCAACUGUAUGUUAACUUCCUAUCUACCUUUGAAAAUAAAAUAAAUCCAUUGUCAUUGGUGGAAAUAUUGGCACAUGUGAUCCAACAAUUUCAAGACAAACAGGAGGCAAUUAAAUUCUUGGAGAAAACUGAAACCAAAGUCCAGAGUAACAAUGAAGCUGUUGCUCUCUGUAAGGUUCUUAAGGGACAGAUCUUAUUGGAUAAACUGAAUAACCAGGAACAAGCAAAAAAGAUUAUAGAAGAAGUAGAAGCUAUGCUAGAUAAUGCUGAUGGAGUUACAACAGUUCACGGACGUUUUUACCUUUUAGCCAGCAGGCUAUAUAGAUUACAAGGCAAACAUGCAGAAUAUUAUCGUACGGCAUUGAGAUAUCUAGGUUGCAUUGAAUUGAGCAGCUUAAGCAGACAAGAACAAGAACAACAUGCCUUCUUCCUUGGAUUAGCAGCGCUCUUAGGCGAAGGAGUUUAUAACCUUGGGGAACUGCUGGCGCAUCCAGUCUUAGAAUCGUUAAAGGGCACACCCAACAACUGGCUCGUUGAUUUGCUACAGGCCUUCAACGCCGGUGAUAUCGUCGCGUUGGAGAGAUUGAAACCGCAAUGGAGCAAAGUGGCCGAUCUAGCCGCGCAGGAAUUAAAAUUGAGACAAAAGAUCUCUCUGCUGUGUCUCAUGGAAAUGACCUUCAAGCGGCAAGCCAACAAUCGACAGCUGACAUUUGCGGAGAUCUCGCAGGAGACGCGCCUGCCUCUCGGUGAGGUUGAAUUGUUAGUGAUGAAAGCUCUCGCUCAGGGUCUCGUUCGAGGUGCCAUAGAUCAGGUAGCAGGUACUGUCAACAUGACUUGGGUGCAGCCUCGCGUUUUAGAUCGCAGUCAGAUAGCCGGAAUGGUGCAACGUCUCGAUGGAUGGUGCAAGGAUGUUAGCUCGAUGGAGAAACUUUUGGAGUCUAGGGCCUCUGAAAUCCUCACUCUUUGAAAGAUUUUUUGCAUUAAUCAUUUUUCGACUAAUAUUAGUUUAUUGUAUCGCAGUGAAACGCUGAAAUUCAUACAUUUACAAUUAUAAAAUCAGUUUUUUAAUGGCGUCAAUAAAUAUGAAAAAUUAAUUCAUAUAUAUGUAUUUAUAUGCAGUCUUCUGUAUUAUGUAAUUUUCUUCCUUCUAUUUAAAACGAUAAAAAAUUUAUAAGUAAUCAUAACUUAAUAGGAAAAUUAAAGGUAUAAAAACAAUUCAAAAUAGAAAAAAAGCUAAACAUUUUAUUUAAAAAUUCGUGAAAAUACAUUUUUUAUACAGUUUUUGGUGCAGUUUUAUAAUGAUAUAACAUUAAUAAUUGUGAAUGUUGAAUGCUGUCCUUCAUACAAGAUUAAAUACUUGUACUUAAUUAUAAUACAUAAGUUAUAUAAUUUCAAGUAAAAAUGCAUAUUGUAGCGAAUAGUUCUCUAGUUCUAUUUACAAAUAUAAUUUAUACGUUGUACAUGUAACAAAAAUAAAAUCAAAUACAUAGAAUACAUUCACAUGGACAGAAAAAAACAGAUUAAGAGAUAUGGCUUUCAAUAAAUAUAUAAAAACAAAACUCACAAUUUGAUUGAGCAUAUGAUUUUGUACACUCAGCCUUGUAAUUUUCAAUAAAAUAUUUCAUAUAAAAUAAAAUUUUCUCACUCUAAAAGAAUGUUAUAAAUACAAAUGAUUAAGUACUUUGUUUCUUACUUUUGAUAGAAGCACAUUAAAAUUGGAGACAGAUGCAAUUAAAAAUACUAAACGAAACAUUUAAGUACAUGCUUAUUCUAUAUCACAUAUGGUUGACUUUCCGUUUACUCUUGAUCUGUUUCGUUCACAUCGUGUAUUGUCCAAACAAUACACUUACACGUUUACGAAAGCAAAGUACAUUAUUUCAUUUCGAAUGAAAUAAUAAUUUAGUAUACUCUGUCAAAAGAGUUACUCGUUGCUUGUGUUAGAGUUGUAUCAAUGUCAUCAGUUGGAAUUGAUGAAACGAAUUAAGUUACCUAUUUAUAUAGCAAAGUGUUAUAAAUAGAUCGUAACUGCAUCUUCUUCCUUUUCAA
Messenger RNA from Nylanderia fulva, 2585 nucleotides. RefSeq names its product regulatory particle non-ATPase 9 (gene Rpn9). Gene Ontology annotation, cellular component: cytosol; proteasome regulatory particle, lid subcomplex; nucleus. NCBI's taxonomy places the organism in Eukaryota, Metazoa, Arthropoda, Insecta, Hymenoptera, Formicidae. The record is from RefSeq and is a predicted model, not a curated record. Gene Ontology annotation, biological process: ubiquitin-dependent protein catabolic process. Gene Ontology annotation, molecular function: structural molecule activity.